CUGUCUUUUCCAUACACGAGUUUUAUUUUGAAGGCAGUGUCCGAUGUUGUUCCGGUGUUCUCUGCGUGACUUGACGCAGCCAGGAACUUUAAUGGCUAACUAGGUAGCUAACUAAAGCUAGCAGGUUAAAUCAUUUGUUUACGAGGCUGUAGCUCAACGGAAACUACAUCAACUUAAAAUUGUAAGCUAUAAAUAGUCAAAUCUCACGUUAAAGUGCCUCAGUUAUUUACUUAAAUCUCUCUCUACGUACAUACCAAUACUUUUUAGGCAGUUUACGGCGACGUUGCAACCCGAAACUAACAACUUUGGGACCUACGUGUUGUUGACUUUGGUCUGUUUCUCACAGGAGCUGAGCUAAACUAGCUGAACUAGCUCCAACACGCAUGGCGAUGACCGGCCAGAGCUCGUGUUCCUCCAUGAGUAACCACACCAAGGAGCGGGUCACGAUGGCCAAAGUGACCCUGGAGAACUUCUACAGUAAUCUCAUCGCCCAGCACGAGGAGAGAGAGAUGAGGCAGCAGAAGCUGGAGAAGGUGAUGGAUCAGGAGGGCCUGGCUGAUGAAGAGAAACGAAUGCGGCGUUCUCAGCAUGCGAGGAAAGAGACGGAGUUUCUGCGUCUGAAACGCACACGCCUGGGUCUUGAGGACUUCGAGUCCCUGAAGGUGAUUGGCCGAGGAGCCUUUGGAGAGGUUCGUCUGGUGCAGAAGAAAGACACCGGUCACGUCUACGCCAUGAAGAUCCUCCGCAAAGCCGACAUGCUGGAGAAAGAACAGGUGGGUCAUAUCCGAGCUGAGCGGGACAUCCUGGUAGAGGCAGACAGCCUGUGGGUGGUCAAGAUGUUCUACAGCUUCCAAGAUAAGAUGAACCUCUACCUCAUCAUGGAGUUCCUGCCUGGAGGAGACAUGAUGACUCUGCUGAUGAAGAA
This is a messenger RNA of Micropterus salmoides (largemouth bass), 925 nucleotides long. RefSeq names its product serine/threonine-protein kinase 38-like. NCBI's taxonomy places the organism in Eukaryota, Metazoa, Chordata, Actinopteri, Centrarchiformes, Centrarchidae. Gene Ontology annotation, biological process: peptidyl-serine phosphorylation; intracellular signal transduction. The record is from RefSeq and is a predicted model, not a curated record. Gene Ontology annotation, molecular function: ATP binding; protein serine/threonine kinase activity.